This is a messenger RNA of Panonychus citri (citrus red mite), 1919 nucleotides long. RefSeq names its product NF-kappa-B inhibitor cactus-like (gene cact). The coding region runs from base 588 to 1547 and encodes 319 amino acids. The record is from RefSeq and is a predicted model, not a curated record. NCBI's taxonomy places the organism in Eukaryota, Metazoa, Arthropoda, Arachnida, Trombidiformes, Tetranychidae. The transcript is spliced from 4 exons. Gene Ontology annotation, molecular function: protein binding.
ACAGAUUAUUUAACUGCUUCAUUAAGGUCUGAUCACUUUUGUUUCCUUCAAUUUUUUCCUAUUCUAAUUAAUGAUCAUGUUUUCAUCGGUGUUUAUUAAUUUAAUUUAGUUAACUGUGUAUCUUUAGUUUCCAUCUGCUACAAGUUUCUAUAUCUUUAAUCUCCAUCUAAAAGCCUCAAAGAAAAACCAAUUCUCUUUUUUUAGCUUUUCAACUGGUUGUUGUUUUUUUUCUUCUCAUUCUCUCUCUUUCUCUCGUUCAUCUAUUAUUUACAAUUUUCCCUUCAUUUGUUGUUAAUCUUAUUAAUUCUCAUUCUAUUGAAACAACAUUGUGGAGAUUAUUUGGAAAUUCAUUUAUUCAUUUGCUACUUGAGAUCGUCUAUUUUUUUGCUCCAUCACCUGAUUUUGUUUGCAUUAUUUUUCUCUAUAUUCUUUCUGCUGGCUAAUUUGUGAUCUGAUUUGUGUCUCUUUUUUAUUGUCCAUUGGAUUUAAAUCACUGUUUUGGAUUAAUCAUUUUUGUUUCUUGUUUGGAUACGAGUUAUCAUCUGGUUACCUCAUUCACCGUUACAAAUAUACACUAAUUAAAAAUUAUGGGUGAUACUGAUGAUAAAUUGUCUAAAGACUUUCAAGAAAAACCCACUUGGACUGAUUCCGGUGUUUGUGUUGACAGUGGUCUAUGUAUUGACUUACCCAGUUUACCCUCUACCCUUGAUGUAGACAAUCCCUUUAAACAAGAUGCUGAAGGAGAUACCAUAUUACAUCUUGCAGUUAUCCAGGGUGUGACUAACUUAGUUUCAUAUUUAAUCAAAGAAGCUCCUUCAUCGGAAUACUUAGAUAUCGCCAAUGAUGAAUUUCAGACACCUCUCCAUUUGGCUACAAUUACAAAACAAUAUGGAAUAAUUAACCAAUUAGUCACCUCAGGUGCUUCUCUAUUUAUUCGUGAUCGUAAUGGUAACUCACCAGUCCACAUAGCUUGCCAGAAUGGAGACAUUAUGGCUCUUAAAUCAUUAUUAUCUGCCAAACCAAGGAUUACCAGUGAUAUCAAUUCGUCUUCCUGUUCAUCUACAACGUCAACUUCCUCAUCAUCUUCAUCAUCUACAUCCACAUCUACAUCGUUAUCACAAUCUUCAAUAGCAUCUCCGUUAAAUUUAAAAAAUUAUGAAGGCGAAACCAGUUUACAUCUAGCAGUCAAAACUGCCGACAAAAGUCUCAUUGAGUAUCUUGUUAAUCAUGGAGCUGAUAUCAAUGCUCAGGAGGGUAAAAGUGGUAAAACCGUACUACAUUAUGCAAUAUUGCAACAGAAAUUAGAUUUAAUUCAAUUUUUAAUCUACAAUUGUAAAUGUUCACCGCAUGUACGAACCUAUGGAGGGUUAACGGCAAUGCAUUUUCUCAGAGGAUUAUUAGAAGUUAAUCCAAACAGUGGUAAAUUAAGAGCAAUCUAUCAAAUCUUGCAAGAUUGUGGAGUUGAUUGCGAAAAUUAUUCAUCUACAAACUACGAUUCAGAUAUUGAUUAUUAUUCAGGCCAAGAAUCUGAUGAAGAUAUUUUGUGAUGAUGAAAAUGACGACAAUUAAAAUUGGUUAAUAAAUAAUUGUCGCACAAAUCACAUCAAUCAUUAAAAUUGAUUUAAUCAGUUUUAUGAUUCAAUUUAACUGUUUGUUAAAAUAAUAACAUUUAAUGUUUAAUUGGAUGAUUGCGAACAAAUUUAACGCUUAUCAAUAUAUAUUGAAAUACACAUUAAACCAAUUAGACUGAUCAUCUUGGUUUUAUGGGAAAAAGAUCAAGCUUAAUAAUUGGUAAUUCAAGUUGAAAUUGAUUAACCAAUUUAUGUUUCAUACAUUAUAUAUCAUAUACAAUAAUUAACGAAUUAUUUUUAAGAAUGACAAAUAAAAUAUUCUGAUUACAAAAUUAUUUAAAUAACAAA